UGACCAGCUGUUGCCUCCAAACGAGGAAGUUCCUCCUGCGUUGCUUUCUGUUUGUCUGGAAGCUGCUGUCCACCGUCCACAUGUCCGUGUUCAGUUUAAGGAUCUUUCACUGAUCAACCAGCGGAGUUUGGAGUUUGUUUCUGGAGGAUUUAAGCGGAGUUAAAGUGAACCGAGGUGAGUUCAGGAUCUGAUCUGACAAAAACUGGAUGGAGAAGAAGAGAACGAUGAAGCAUUUUCCUCCAUAUGGAUCCUUGAAUGAGAACUCAUCAGGAGAAACCUGCCCGACGUGUCGCGGCACCGGACGGAUCCCCAGAGGUCAAGAAGAUCAGCUGGUUGCUGUAAUACCGUGCAACGAUGUCAGGCUGAAACCAAGACGCACGAAGCUCUAUGUGUGCAUCUCCAUGGGUGUGUGUCUGUUUCUGUGCUGCCUCAUCCUGUUCUUUCUUUUCCCGCGGAGCAUCACGCUGGCGCCGGCGUCGGUGGUGUCGGUCAUGGUUUACUUCAGCCCAGAUACCGUUUCCUUGGAGGUCACAAACCGCAUCAACAUCACCAACGAGAACUUUGUCCCGGUCCAGAUCACCGACUUCACCAUCCAGGGUUUGGUGGAUAAGUCAGUGGUGGGUAAGAACAAGACGACCAACAUGACGGCGCUGCAGUCCAGAACGCAGACAUCUUACACCUACCAGGUGGACCUGUCCAUCACAGAAAAAGGCUUAAACGCCUACUGCAAGUCGAAAAACAUCAAGAUUCACACGUUAUUUUUGGCGCUGCAAAUGACGAUGAAUAUUUCCUACCUGGCACACACGGAGCAGCUUUCUCUGGACACCUUCGAAUACAUCGACUGCGGCACCAACUCGACCAUCCCUCAUCCUGUCAGGUCCCAGUAUGGAACCAUGGACAUGUGGCAUCGCAGCGCUAAUGACUGAACAAAUACGGAGAAAAAUGCUCCAUAGGACUUUAAUGAGUCACUACAGAGUCAUAAUUUAAACCUGUGAUGCUUCAAAUGCACUCAUAUCUCAGCACAAGGUUUUAUUUUGCCUGUAAAUCUAAUUUCUGAAAUGUGAAAAUGGUUUUAUAAGUUGUGUAUGUUUUGUAAUGUUUUGUAAAAAGCUUAAUUUUGCAAUGCAAUGAGGAGCUGAACUCUGAUAAUCUGCUGGUUUAUCAUUUGCACUUUAUUAAACUGAGGCAUUUAAGGUUCCA
Molecule: messenger RNA, 1200 nt
Organism: Amphiprion ocellaris (clown anemonefish)
Lineage: Eukaryota; Metazoa; Chordata; Actinopteri; Pomacentridae
Gene: tmem106a
Product: transmembrane protein 106A
Exons: 8
Coding region: 207-926 (239 amino acids)
Source: RefSeq, a predicted model, not a curated record